AUGUCCAGGAAUUCCCGGUUAGGGUUCCUUUUCACUAUAGAGAAUCAAGAGGAAGAGGACGGCUGCCAGUCGGUAGAAGGUUUUCGCCAAUGGGAGAGCAAAGGGAACCUCGUUUCAAUCACUGGAGGUCUCAGUCUCAGGAUUCCUACGAAGCAUACCCUCCAAAAAUGGAACCAUACCACAGCCAGCGGAGCUAUUAUCCAUCUAGGCCAAUCCGUGGCCCUCACUUUCAUCAUCGUUCAUCCCCUAACCGUUUUUCUCAAGGACACCAUAGUCAAAGGGGCCCACCUUUCCAUGGCAGUCCCUCAGCUUACAGGCCAAGUUCCCCGAGACAUUUUCGAAACCACCCAGAUGACAGAAGGCCCGGCCCAGCACCAGCCUUCCAGGGAUCUUUCAGGGGCCACAAACGACACCCAGGUUUUUCUCCGGAGCAGCGAAAUCGAGACCCUCCUCCAAGGGAAAGGCCCUAUGAACAAUCAGGGCAUGGCACGAAGCGAUGGAAUGAGCCUGGACCGUUCUUUCACCCACACAAUGGACAGCACCGUCCCUCUGGGUCACAGAGAAGCCCAAGAGAGAUGCAUGGGAGGGGCUCGUGUACAGAGAGGUGGUCGUCUCAACAAGACUCCAGGAGGCAGCGUGGUCCUGCAGAGAGGCAGGGCAGCAGAUCCCACAGUAGAGAGAGGGCACAAGAUGAGUUCACAGGAGAGGCAAGAGGCAGGACUCCGCAAGAGGAGGAUAUCAAACAUCAGCAUGGCUUCAUCAGAGCCUCCACCUGAGCAUGGCAGUGAAAAGUUCCCCAGGAGGGAGAGACCUCAUCUAAGUGUUCAGAGGCCGUUUGGUGGUAAACCUUUGUCUCUUCGGGAUAAAAGUUACUUACUUAAGAGCCGACAAAUCAGAGCACAUUCUCUCGUGCGGCCAAGAGUACCUACUAUUAUGAAACCCAAGUCCCAUCUGGGUGACAUACCCACGCAGCUAAGCACCAGCGCCGUUCUUGCCAUGAGGAAGAAACGUUUCCAGCAAAAUGCAGCUCCUCUGACAAAGACGGAACCAAGAAAAGAAAAACCAGAGCAAUCACCAGCAUCAGACGAUGAGAAUGCCAGCCACUCUUCAAGAGACUCUGGCUCCGGAAAAGAACAGGUGGAGUCUCGUCGGUCCUUGAACACACACAGAUCUUCUCCCAUAGAGAAACGCGACCUCGUAGUUUUGUCCCACUGGCCGCCCGGCCCAAGCUCUUCCAAAGACUCCUCCCCUCCAAAGGGUCAGAGCCCGAAGUCAAAGACAGAAGACCACAGCUCAGAGGAAGAGACCUCACCGAGCCGACGCCCAUCUAAAACUUAUGACUCCAGAAAACCGGGGUAUUUGGAAAGAAGGGUGUUUAGAACGUCCAACAUGAUGCAUGAGGGCAGCAGACCUGAAAAGCCCUUCAGGAGACCAGGACCAUGGCCUGGACCGUGGCAGAGGCCAAGGUUUCCUGUUGGUCCACGACGGAUGGGUCCAGAGCAGCCAGGAUCUCUUCGAAGACCACUCAUGGAGGCUGUGGUCCCGCGUCCUUUCGCACAUCAGAAACCAGUGUUCAGAAAAAGCUACAGUAUCAUGUCCAAAUACCGCAAUAUGAGAGUGAUGCGCCAGCGUGCACCGUACCACUGAGGACCAGCACCGGGGAAACCUCUGGUCCCCCAUGCUUACUGGGGUGGUGGAAAAUGCUGACACUUCAUCAUCCCGAUCCGCUCUGCUGGGGGCGAUUGGAGGGACAUCUGUCCAGGGAGACUGUGGCCCCAAACUUUGUGUUGUGAAAGUGCUGUUGCUUACCUUUGGUCUUUGGUACAAGUGUUUCAUUUUCCUCACUGAAGUACUGUACUGCUGUAUUUGUUUUAGGGAGCUGUUAAAAUAGGGUUUUUUGGUUUUUUAAAUUUACUUAAGGGUCCCCAUUUUGCUCAAACAAUGUUGACAUUUUUAGUUUGUUUUAUAGACGGGACUCAAGCAUUUUCUUUGGUAUGUAACCCUCCAAACUGAAACACAUGUUGAGUUUGACACUCAAUAAAUUCAGAUUUAACACUA
Messenger RNA from Menidia menidia (Atlantic silverside), 2058 nucleotides. Lineage: Eukaryota; Metazoa; Chordata; Actinopteri; Atheriniformes; Atherinopsidae. The record is from the annotation of a GenBank genome assembly.